Messenger RNA from Saccharomycopsis crataegensis, 1227 nucleotides. RefSeq names its product translation machinery-associated protein TMA46 (gene TMA46). Gene Ontology annotation, biological process: cytoplasmic translation. Gene Ontology annotation, molecular function: metal ion binding; mRNA binding. The record is from RefSeq and is a predicted model, not a curated record. NCBI's taxonomy places the organism in Eukaryota, Fungi, Ascomycota, Saccharomycetes, Ascoideales, Saccharomycopsidaceae. Gene Ontology annotation, cellular component: cytosol. The transcript has 2 exons. The coding region runs from base 1 to 1227 and encodes 408 amino acids.
AUGCCACCAAAGAAGAAGGCUCAACAGAAUGACAAGAAGGCUCAACAAAAGAAGAGGGUCAAGGAUGUGGAAGACAAGACUUUUGGUUUGAAGAAUAAAAACAAAUCGAAAAAGGUCCAGAAGUUUGUCGAACAAAUGCAAUCUCAAAGUGUCGAUAAGAAGAAACAAGAAGCCAUGGCUAAACGUAGAGCCGAAGAAAAGAAAGCCGCAGAACUUGCCAAAAAAGAAUCCCUUUUAUUGGCGCAAUCGAUCGUGGUGCAACAAAAAGUGCCAUUCGGGGUUGAUCCAAGGUCGGUUCUAUGUGUACUUUUCAAAGAAGGGAAAUGUACCAAGGGAGCCCGAUGCAAGUUUAGUCAUGAUAUGAAUGUGGGAAGAAAAUCGGAAAAAAGAGACAUUUACACCGAUCCAAGAGACGCCAAAGCGGGUGCUGAAGGAGGAGCCACAGCAACACCAGAAGUUUCAAAACACGGGAACCUUCGAACCACCACCGACAAGAUAUGUAAGAAUUUCCUCCAAGCGGUGGAAAAUGGAUCAUACGGGUGGUUUUGGGUAUGUCCUGACGGUGGGGAUAAUUGUAAAUAUAGACACGCGGUGCCUGAGGGCUAUGUGGUCAGGACCAAAGAACAAAGAAGAUUGGAACAAUUGGCGGCAGACUCCGCGCCAAAGAUCAGUUUAGAAGAAUUCAUCGAGUUGGAAAAGGAAAAAUUGGGUAAAGAUUUGAUACCAAUCACUCCAGAAUCGUUCGUCAAGUGGAAGAAAGAACAUCAAUUGAAGAAAUUGAACGAAAAGAAGAGAAUUGCUGCUAAUGGUAAAAAGUUAUUGACCGGGAAAGAAGUGGUGGAGAAAAAAUACAGAGAUAAAUUAUUGGAAAGUGGUAAAUUGGCCAGCGCGAUGUCUGGUAUUAAGGAUGACGAUGAGAAUGAAGAUGAAGAACACGGUACUAUUUGGGAUAUGUCCGAGUUCCAAAAACAAUUGAAAGAUUCUGAAAAAGAUGAGAAUAUUAAAGAUUACGGUGAUGGUACCACCUUCAAUUUUGAUGAAGCGCCAAAACCUGAGGAAAAGAAGGAAGAAGGGGAUGAGGAAAAGAAGGAGGGCGAAGAGCAAGAACAGAAUAAUGAUGAGGAAACCAAGAAUGCAGAAAUUGAAGUUGUUAGUGAGCAGGGAAAUAAAGACAGUGCUAAUGUUAAUGAUAAUGAAGUUAAUGAGGAAUCCAAGGUUGAUGCUUGA